Messenger RNA from Hippopotamus amphibius kiboko, 1402 nucleotides. Its product is annotated as olfactory receptor 7D4-like. Bases 159 to 806 code for a protein of 215 amino acids. The record is from RefSeq and is a predicted model, not a curated record. Gene Ontology annotation, cellular component: membrane. NCBI's taxonomy places the organism in Eukaryota, Metazoa, Chordata, Mammalia, Artiodactyla, Hippopotamidae. The transcript is spliced from 2 exons. Gene Ontology annotation, biological process: G protein-coupled receptor signaling pathway. Gene Ontology annotation, molecular function: G protein-coupled receptor activity; olfactory receptor activity.
UGACGGGUGCCGCAAGCUUGAAGAAAACACAGACACAGACUGAAGAGAAAGAUGGGACCGGGGGACUCAAGACCUCUAGGAUCAAGAGCCCUGCUGACUCAUCCCACGUUGCUUUUAUUGGUUUCUCGGCUAACAUUCUCAGCAGACACACCAGCUACAUGGGAGCAGGAAACCAUAUGGGAGCAUCACAAUUCCUCCUCCUGGGCCUCUCGGACAAUCCUGAAGUGCAGCUCCUCUUUGGAGUGUUACUGUCCACGUACCUGAUCACUGUGCUCAAGAACCUUCUCAUCAUCCUGGCGAUCAGCUCUGACUCCCACCUACACACCCCCAUGUACUUCUUCCUCACCAACCUGUCCUUUGUUGACAUCUCUUUCAUCUCCACCACUGUCCCAAAGACUCUAGUGAAUAUCCAGGCACAGGGCAAAGACAUCUACAUAGGAUGCCUCACUCAGUUGUAUUUUUUAAUGAUUUUUGCUGCAACGGAUGGUUUUCUCCUGACUCUGAUGGUCUGUGAGGGAUUUGUGGCCUUCUGCCACCCCCUGUACUACAUGGUCAUCGUGAACCCCCAUCUCUGUUGCCUCCUGGUUCUGAUAUGUUGGUUCAUCAUUUUCUGGGUUGCCCUGAUUCAUAUUCUACUCUUGAGGUGGCUGACCUUCUGUAUUGGCACUGAAAUUCCACAUUUCUUCUGUGAACUGGCUCAGAUUCUCAAGGUGGCCUGUUUUGACACCCUCAUCAAGAACAUCUUCUUGUUUGUGGCAACUGCCCUGCUGUGUGUGUUUCCCCUCACUGGAAUCAUUUUCUCUUAGCCUCGAAUCACCUUUUUUUUUAGUGAGAAUCUCCUCUGCCGUGAGAAAAUAUAAAGCAUUUUCCACCUGUGGGUCUCACCUCUGUGUGGCUCCUUGUACUAUGGGACAAGCCUGAGGGUCUAUCUCAGUUCUGAUAUGACCCAUUCUUCCCAGAGAAGAUCUGUGGUUUCCAUAAUGUACACAGUGUUAACCCCCAUGCUGAACCCCUUCAUCAUCAGCCUGAAAAACAAGGAUGUGAAGGGGGCCUUGGGAAUGUUCCUCAGCUGAGCUGCCCCUUUUCUGUGAUAGGCCAGUCACCUCAGAACUAAGAGGACAUUGUGAGGCUCAAAGACAAAAGUUGCAAAUUUAAAUGUCUUGAUUCUUUUUUGACCCUAAAAGACAUGCUACAUUUUUUCUAUUCUCAAAGCACCUGUGACUUUUCUUUGUUUUUGUGUUAGUUUCUCCUCAACACCCUCCUCAGUAAUUUCUUUUUAACUUUUGUUUUCUAUUUUCAGACCCUACAUUUCUAUCUUGGGCCAGCUUUUUCAUAACCAUUCCUGCAAUUUCCAUUACACUUGAAGCACUUAUAUCAAGUGUGGCAUGGUUUCCCAUCACAG